AUGGGGAACGCUGAGGUCACGGCGCCGGUGGACGCGGCGGAGGAACAGAACCAGAACGGCGCGCUGAACAGGUCAGCCAGCGGGAACGAGGAGCGCUUCAGGAGCCUGGAGGACAUCGACGUGUCCGCGGACGGCAGCCCGGCGCUCCGCUUCCUCAUCUCGGUCACCUACUCGGUGGUGUGCGCCGUGGGCCUGGUUGGCAACCUGCUCGUGCUGUUCUUCGUGCGCGCGCGCCAGGACCGGAGGACGAACAAAAUCAACUUCUUCAUCCUGAACCUGGCCGUCACGGACUUCCAGUUCGUGCUGACGCUGCCCUUCUGGGCCGUGGACACGGCGCUGGACUUUAGCUGGCCGUUCGGCGACGCCAUGUGCAAGAUCGUGCUCUCGGUCACGGUGAUGAACAUGUACGCGAGCGUCUUCUUCCUCACGGCCAUGAGCGUCACGCGCUACCGCUCGGUGGCCUCGGCGCUCACCGAGCGCUCCUCGCCGAGCACGUGCUCUGCGCGCGGGGUUGGCGCGCUGCUCUGGGCGCUGGCCACCGUGGCCACUGCGCCAACGUCCGUUUUCUCCACGGUGACCAACGUGGCCGGCGAGAAGCUCUGCCUUCUACGCUUCCCGGACGGGCAGCACUGGCUGGCCGUGUACCACGUGCAGAAGAUCCUGGUGGCCUUCGUCGUGCCCAUGGCCAUCGUGUGCGUCAGCUACCUGCUGCUGCUGAGGCUCGUGCGCAGCCGCGGCAUGAGGAACAACACGAAGCGCAGGACGCAGGUGACCAGGUCCGUGACGCUCGUGGUGCUGUCCUUCUUCCUCUGCUGGAUGCCCAACCACGCCGUCACGCUGUGGGGAGUGCUGGUCAAGUUCAACGCCGUGCGCUGGGACCGGACGUACUACGUGGUGCACACAUACGUGUUCCCGCUCACCGUGUGCCUCGCGCACGCCAACAGCUGCCUCAACCCGGUCAUCUACUGCAUGACGCGCAGGGACUUCAGGAAGAAGCUGAAGGAGCUCUGGCUGCGGGACUGA
Molecule: messenger RNA, 1023 nt
Organism: Colossoma macropomum (tambaqui)
Lineage: Eukaryota; Metazoa; Chordata; Actinopteri; Characiformes; Serrasalmidae
Product: relaxin-3 receptor 1
Exons: 1
Coding region: 1-1023 (340 amino acids)
Biological process (GO): G protein-coupled receptor signaling pathway; immune response
Cellular component (GO): membrane
Molecular function (GO): G protein-coupled receptor activity
Source: RefSeq, a predicted model, not a curated record